Molecule: messenger RNA, 1484 nt
Organism: Neopelma chrysocephalum (saffron-crested tyrant-manakin)
Lineage: Eukaryota; Metazoa; Chordata; Aves; Passeriformes; Pipridae
Gene: FOXL2
Product: forkhead box L2
Exons: 2
Coding region: 1-924 (307 amino acids)
Biological process (GO): cell differentiation; regulation of transcription by RNA polymerase II; anatomical structure morphogenesis
Molecular function (GO): DNA-binding transcription factor activity, RNA polymerase II-specific; RNA polymerase II cis-regulatory region sequence-specific DNA binding
Source: RefSeq, a predicted model, not a curated record
AUGAUGAGCAAUUACCCGGACGGCGAGGAAGACACAGUGGCGCUACUGGCUCAUGACAGCAGCGGCAGCAAGGAGCCGGAGCGAGUCAAGGAGGAGCUGAGCACGGACAAGGGCCCCGAGAAGCCGGACCCCUCGCAGAAGCCCCCCUACUCCUACGUGGCCCUAAUCGCCAUGGCCAUCCGGGAGAGCGCCGAGAAGAGGCUCACGCUGUCUGGGAUCUACCAGUACAUCAUCAGCAAGUUCCCUUUCUACGAGAAGAACAAGAAGGGCUGGCAGAACAGCAUCCGCCACAACCUCAGCCUCAACGAGUGCUUCAUCAAGGUGCCCCGGGAGGGCGGCGGCGAGCGCAAGGGCAACUACUGGACCCUGGACCCCGCCUGCGAGGACAUGUUCGAGAAAGGCAACUACCGCCGGAGACGAAGGAUGAAACGGCCUUUCCGGCCCCCUCCGACCCACUUCCAGCCUGGCAAGACCCUCUUCAGCCCAGACAGCUACGGCUACCUGUCCCCGCCCAAGUACUUGCAGUCCACCUUCAUGAACAACUCGUGGCCGCUGGCGCAGCCCCCCGCGCCCAUGCCCUACACCUCCUGCCAGAUGUCUGGCGGGAACGUCAGCCCCGUCAAUGUGAAAGGACUCUCGGGCCCGGCGUCCUACAGCCCCUACUCGCGGGUGCAGAGCAUGGCGCUGCCCAGCAUGGUGAACUCCUACAACGGCAUGGGCCACCACCACCACCACCACCCGCACGCCCACCACCCGCAGCAGCUCAGCCCGGCCAGCCCCGCGCCGCCGGCGGCCCCGGCGGCGAACGGAGCCGGCCUCCAGUUUGCCUGCGCCCGUCAGCCCACCGAGCUGUCCAUGAUGCACUGUUCCUACUGGGAGCACGACAGCAAACACAGCGCCCUACACUCCCGCAUAGACAUCUAGGGAGGCUCCGGCCGGCCGCCGUCACAGAAAUGCACCGGCCCCGCUGCCCCUCUCCCAUCCCGCCGCGUUCCCCUGUGCUCUCGUGUCUCUUCUCGUCCUUUAGCUGCAGACUUUCCUCUCUUUCUGCCCAAACUGUCGCGGUGGGUAAAUAGCAGCCUCGCCCUGGGUGUAGUGUCAGUGCAGGAGCCGUCCGGCCAUGAGAAGGCGGCAGUGUAAAUGUGGGGGCUUCCCCGCGGGGCUGCACCGGGCGUCGGCGGCCGGGCCGCCUGUCUCCGAGCGAGUGGGGAUUCACCGAGUGUUUCUCUGCUUGUGUGAGUGUGUAUGUGUGUGUGUGUGUGUGUUUGUUUGUGAGUUGUUAGUUUUGGUUUUGGUUGGGUUUUGGUUUGUUUGGGGUUUUUUUUGAGGGGGGAGGGGAGCAUGUAAUUAAAAAAUAAGCUGUUUAGCCCUCAAAAUUAUGCUCCUAUGCAAUUCGGCCGUAAUCUUUUCGGGCUCGGCCUUGGGGAGAGUAAAGUGGAGCUUGUAAAUAGCGGAGGCAUUUUCACGCGUGCGCAAGAGCACAC